This is a messenger RNA of Coffea arabica (coffee), 1261 nucleotides long. RefSeq names its product probable glucan endo-1,3-beta-glucosidase BG4. The record is from RefSeq and is a predicted model, not a curated record. NCBI's taxonomy places the organism in Eukaryota, Viridiplantae, Streptophyta, Magnoliopsida, Gentianales, Rubiaceae. Gene Ontology annotation, molecular function: hydrolase activity, hydrolyzing O-glycosyl compounds. Gene Ontology annotation, biological process: carbohydrate metabolic process.
ACAAUUCUGCAGAAACAGCUUGCAAAUUGCAGUGCCCCUCCAGCACUUGAACGUUGUUAUCUAGCUACCAGCCAAAGCAUAUUAUUAAUUACUGGAGUGGAGACAAUUGUACAAAACCAAAGUUAUCUUCAUAGCUUAUAUCAUUCUACGUAAGACAAGCAAAAUAUGCAUGUAACGGUUCAAAUGAAGUCAUUCUUGCUGAUUAUAUUUCCCAUGGUUCUUGCAAUCACAACCAUGAUGCUGUUCCCAAUAGCCAUUGCUGGUGACAAAAUUGAUAUAGGCGUUUGUUAUGGAAUGGUGGCGGACAACUUACCUCCGGCCGCAGAAGUCAUUGCCCUUUACAAGAAGUAUAGCAUUGGCAAACUGAGGCUUUUUGAUCCAAAUCGAGAUGCUCUACAAGCACUAAAGGGCAGUGACAUUGAUGUCACAUUAGGCGUAAAAAAUGAAGAUAUACCAAACAUAGCAGCAAGCGUUGACGGCGCAAGAUCAUGGUUUAGGACAUAUCUACAACCUUAUACUAAUGACAUUACAUUCGCAUUCGUUUCUGUGGGAAAUGAGGCCAUCCCAGGUGAGUUCGCAGACAGUAUUGCACCAGCCAUGAAAAAUCUUCAGUCUGUCUUAAGUGAUGACAACCUUAAUGGUAUAACCGUGACAACAUCAGUGUCAACGGCUGUGCUUGGAACUUCCUUUCCGCCUUCAGCCAGCGUAUUCUCAGAUGAUGCAAAGGGUGCAAUUGUCGAUGUUCUGAACUUUUUAACCAUCAAGGGAUCACCUCUGAUGGUGAAUGUGUACCCUUACUUCGCCUAUGCAUCCGAUCCAGUGCAUGUUCGUCAAGAUUAUGCACUCUUCACCGCAACAGAUGCGGUGGUUGUGGAUGGUAAUUUGACUUAUCAUAACUUGUUUGAUGCUACGGUAGAUGCAGUGUACUGGGCAAUGGAGAAAGAAGGCGUGCAUAAUGUGGGAGUGGCAGUUUCCGAGAGUGGAUGGCCUUCUGCCGGGAAGGGGAAUUUCACAACUCCAAAACUUGCGUCUGCGUACAACAAGCACUUCAAGCAGCAUAUCUUGAGCAAGGCUGGUACACCUAAAAGGCCAGGGGCUCACAUUGAAGGCUUCAUUUUUGCCAUGUUUAAUGAAGAUCUCAAGCCUGCUGGAGUAGAACAAAAUUGGGGACUUUUUUAUCCUAACAUGAAACCUGUUUAUCCAGUGUUUUGACACAAAGUCCAAAUGCAUGUAUUUGGACUUUUGGACACAGGUGCUUAUU